Molecule: messenger RNA, 2999 nt
Organism: Cylas formicarius (sweet potato weevil)
Lineage: Eukaryota; Metazoa; Arthropoda; Insecta; Coleoptera; Brentidae
Product: facilitated trehalose transporter Tret1-like
Exons: 4
Coding region: 153-1532 (459 amino acids)
Biological process (GO): transmembrane transport
Cellular component (GO): membrane
Molecular function (GO): transmembrane transporter activity
Source: RefSeq, a predicted model, not a curated record
GCAAGUAAUAACACUAUUAAGAUAAUGUUUUAUUUACCGCUCGCAUUAUACGCGUUAACGUUGCAAUGCAGUUGGCUGUGAUCUCGCCGAACGUUAUCAAAGUGUCAUUUUAGGGUGCAUUAAACAAACAUUAAAAAAAAAAAUUGCGGGAAAUGGAUAUCCGGAAAAACAAGUUCACCUAUUUCGCCGGCAUUUCAGCAAACUUGCUUACAUAUGGAAGCGGCCUCGGCUACGGAUGGGCUUCGCCGGCACUUUCGAAACUGAGCGGCCAUGUUGAUCCAGAAAAUAACCCUUUAUCCAGUCCGACCACAGUGACACAAGAAUCCUGGAUAGCAUCCCUAUUGAGCUUAGGUGCCAUGUGCAGCCCGUUUCUCACGGCGUUCCUGUCCGAGAAAAUCGGGCGAAAGAAAACUCUACUCGUUUUCGUGCUACCGACGAUAAUAUCCCACCUGAUUUUGAUAUUCGCCAAGCGGGUCGUGGACUUCUACGUGGCUCGAUUUCUUAUCGGGCUUAGUACGGGAUGCGCAAUCACUAUAGUCCCCCUGUACUCAGCGGAAAUAUCCCAGAAACACAAUAGGGGAGCGAUAGGAGCCUUGGUCAUAGUGAUGCUAGCUUCCGGACACUUCACUGCCAGCGUGGUCGCUCCGUACGUCACUAUACGAACAUUCAGCGCGCUCGCCUUAAUCCCUAGCGGUUUGUUCCUGAUCGUUUUCGGCAUUUUCGUGCCGGAGUCGCCAUACUUUUAUAUAUUAAUGGACGAUAAGCGCGGCGCCAAACUCAGCCUCGAAAAGCUGAGAGGAACGGAAAACGUCGGUGAAGAACUCGGCGAGAUAGUCAAGAGCGUGGAGGAAUUGAAAUCGUCCGAGCGGGACAAUCUGCGAGAACUGUUCACCUCCAGCUAUUGCCUGAGGUGUCUGUUUUGGUCCGUAGCGCUUAUAUUCUUCCAACAGCUCACCGGACUGAUCUACAUCGUCAACUACACCCAGAAAAUCUUCGAAUCGGCGCAUACGCCGAUAAGCGAGGAAAUCGCUGUCAUGUUGGUGACUCUGGUGCAAAUCACGUCCAUUCUGGUGUCUACCCAAAUCCUAGACAGAGUUCCGCGUAGAAAACUGGCGCUUUUGUCCUUGACCUCGAUCCUCGUCAUCACCACCACUAUGGGAACUUAUUUCUACAUGCAAAAGCAUCAUUUUAACCUGCUUCACUUCACGUGGCUUCCGGUCUUAUGCCUGAUGGUGUUCAUACUGUCCUUCAACAUGGGCAUCUGUCCCAUAUCGUACAUCUUCCCGGGGGAAAUCUUCCAGCCGAACGUCAAAUCGCUGGGGGUGAACUUGGUGAUGUGCGUCGGGCUCUUCUGGGAGUUCGCCGUUGCCAGUUUUCUGCCAGCGUUGUCGAAUAGGUUCGGCUUCGACGUUCCGUUUUGGGUGUUUACGGGCGCCACGUGUUUCGGUAUCGCGUUCGUGGGGUUUUCGAUGCCCGAAACCGGGGGCAAGAGUUUUUUGGAAAUCAACGAGUCUCUGAGAUACAAAGAAUGAAAAUGACGAACAACGUAUUGCACGGCGGUCCGCAGCACACUUACCUUGGCCAAAAUAAUUUAUUAACAUUUUUGAUUGUGAAUCGAAUCGAAUAACGGCCGAACGGCUUGAGCUCCUUAUAAAGAUAACUAGAAGGCUGCGUUUCAGCUACAUACAGCUAUACCAUAUUCAAAAAUGUUAGCAAAGUGAAAAUGCACAACUAUAUCUAAACCGUAGAGCAAUCAAGGCUUGCCUGGUAUUUUUUUUUAAUUUUUGAACAUUUUGUUUUUGUUAUUUAUGUAUAGGGUUUUCCAAUUAUAGAUAAAAAUCUAAAAGGCCCUGAAAAUUGUUUAUUUUCAGAGUAAAUUAUUCGCCGUAAAUCAAAAUUCCUAAAAAAUAUGGCCAAUUAGUUUAUAUGGUAUUGUACAAUGCAUCAGGAGCUACAAUUUUUGUGUUUACGGUUUCGAUCUAUCGCAAACACAGUUCGAGAUACAUUGGAUUUUGGCUUAUCGAUGUACAAGCUUAAACGAGACCAAAAUAAAUUUUGGAUUCCUUAUUUGCUGAUCCCCUCGCUUGCCAGAUUUUUAAUUGAAUUUUGUAAGAAAUGUGCACAAAAAAUCUUAUCCAGCAAUGCAAGGGGCUUACACCAUAACCAUACACCAAAAUGAUUCAAACCCAAGUGUAAAUCAAAAUGUUUGGUAUUCUUGAAGAUCUUUAAUUUCCUUAUCUAGACAUUCUUUCCCAUUCUUUGAUUUAUUCCAGUUUCAACGGUCCACUAGUCGCACUUUCUCCCACUUGGCGGCCAGAUUAACGCAAAAUAUUUGCCAACAGUGGAUGGCUUUGCAAAUGCUUUUUCUUCAAAACACCAAACAUUAUAGAGUCCUGAUUCUUGAACCCGUAGCGACAGAAAAAAAAAAGUUUUUUCUGCGAUGUUUGCAUUUGAUAGCAAAAAAAAGGUACGCAGCCAAAAAGUAAAAAUAUAAGAGAACCAAAAGACAUUAACGUCAGAAUUAUCACUUUUAAUUAAAUUUUAAAAUACGCUCUUCUAAAAAUUUUCAUAACGUUAUCCAUCUGUUUUUGUUUGUGGUGAAUUCAUUAAAGUUAGAAGUAAAAAAAAUGCUUUUUAACCUAAAAAGCAGUAACAAGAAUCAAAAUUAGGUACCACGCUUUGCCUGCAUUAAUCGUAGAAACAUUUUGGAAUAUAAUAAACCGAAAUUUAACAUUUUUAAAAAUGUCGACCAAAUUUAUGUUACUGCUAGCUCGGUAUAGGGGAGAGAACCUAGUGAUCAAGUGAUCAAAGUUUCCCGCCAUAACUCAAAGCGAAAUAGGUUUAUUUUCGAAAAACUUGCUUCAACAACAAAAACCGCGAAAACCCACAGCGCGAAGAACAACGAAGUCUGAUUCGUGCAUAUCGAUAGCAACUGGGAGAAUAUUGAUAAAAAAUAUAAUAAUAAAAAUAAUAUUUAUUGACUACUUCAUUACUAAUCA